Molecule: messenger RNA, 477 nt
Organism: Parnassius apollo (apollo)
Lineage: Eukaryota; Metazoa; Arthropoda; Insecta; Lepidoptera; Papilionidae
Source: the annotation of a GenBank genome assembly
AUGGAACCAUGCAUCUGGAAUCCGAAAGAUGCAAAUCAUAAAGAUAAGAAGAAACACGCAGAUGCAUGGAUUCGUCUUGCUGAACUUACUGGAAGGCCACAAUCACAACAAAUAGAAGAAGAUACAGAUCAGACAGAGGAUGACCCUCUGAUAAGAGACCGUACAAGUACGGUUACCACACCAUCCACACCACCAUCUAGAUCACCAUCCAGACCACCAUCCAUACAAGCUGUUACCAAUAAACGUCGUCGCCCUGCUUCUGAAACGGCUGAAAAGCAAAUGGCCGUGGCUUUUGGACAAUUAACAAAUGUUUUGGGUCAAAGGCAGAAUGAAAAUAUACCUGCUCACAAAGACGAUGAUUGCGAUCUAUACGCAAAAUUAUUGGCUAUAAAGCUACGUGAACUAUCAACUGAUGAACGAAAAAUUAUGAUGUACCAAAUAGAUGGGUUGUUUAUAAACAGAAUCAGUCAAAAAUAA